CCGACCCAAACAGCAGGAGAAUUUGAUAAAGGAGCAUCGCGCCCAAAUAAGGUUAAACCAUGAGCUGGGCGGUGGAGGAGUGGAAGGAUGGACUUCCAGGGAAAGCCCUGCAGAAGAUCCAGGAGAUGGAAGUCCAGCUGGAUAAACUGAAGAAGGAGAAGACACAAAAGCAGUUUCAGUUGGACUCCUUAGAAGCUGCACUCCAAAAACAAAAGCAAAAGGUGGACAGUGAACGUACAGAGACGUCUGCUUUGAAGAGAGAAAAUCAGUCUUUAGUAGAGUCAUGCGACUCUCUAGAGAAAGCUCGGCAAAAGGUUGUACAUGAUCUUGGAGUCAAAGAACAGCAGGUGAGCUACCUGGAAGGUCAGCUUAACUCCUGCAGAAAAACCAUUGAACGACUCGACCAGGAGCUCAAGAAGCACAAAAAUGAACUGGAUCGUUCCCAGCCUGCUGGCUCUUCCUCACUGUCAUCAUCCUCCUGUGAGCUGCAGACCUACGCCACUCCACAAAAGAGUUUUCAGACACCAGCAUCGAUCCCAGCCUACAGACAGCAUGAUAAUAGACUAGAGGAGCUGCAGGAGAAGUACAACCAAGAGGUUGAAGAAAGAAAAAGACUGGAAAGUGAACUCAAAGUCUUGCAGGUCAAACUAUUGAAUCAGUCUUCAGUCAGUGUAAGCCACAAGGACAUUGCUGCCCGACAAGCCGGGUCUUCCAUUUUCCCAUGGCAACAGCAGGAUUCUGCCCAUCGCCGCCAGUCUCAGGACAUAAUGGAAACACCUCUAAAGAGGCGAGGGACAUCCCUUUGGGACGCCCAUGAGGAGACGCCAAUCAAACCCAGCCAACGGAUGAGCUCUUCCAGAGCAGCACCGAGUCCCAGUGGAUCCUCUCAACAGAUGGAGCAGCUAAAGACUUUGAACCAAGAGCUGCGUGGCCGUGUGUCAGAACUAGAGAGGAACUUAGCCAAUCAGGAGAAGGAAAUUCGUAACCAAACGUCCAAACUGCAGGAACUUCAAACGCAGCUGAACCAGGCCCGUAAAGACCUCAGCGAGCGGGACAGAGACCUGGCCAAGGCCAAACAUGAGCUGAGUCAGGCCACAGACCAACACCAGCAGGUCGAGUCCAAGUGUUCAUCGGUUGAGCAGAAACUAAAACAAGUCACUGAGGAGAUGAGUUGUCAGAGGCACAAUGCUGAAAGCUGCAGACGGGCACUGGAGCAGAAACUCAAGGACCAAGAGAGAGACAGUCAGAAGGAACUUGCCCAGCUGCAGAGUUCCCAUCAUGCUUUGGAUCAACAGCUAAACCAGACCAGAACCAAGCUGACCCAAGAGAUCCAACAGGCCAAAAAAGACCACAACAUACUGCAGGCGGACAUGGAGAAGAUGUGCUUCCAGAAGAAGCAGAUGGAGAAAGAGAUGGAGGAGCAGAAACAGAAGCUGCUGAGGUCAGAACAAAGCCUUCAGGCCUGUCAGACCAAAGAGCAGGACCUCCGCAAGAAAAUGGAGGAGCUGCAGAAAGAGAAGAACAGUAUGACUGUCCAGUUGGACCAGAGCAACAGGCGCCUCUCUCAGCUGGAAGAAGAGAAGAAGAGUUCAAACCAGAGCCUCAAACGUACCCAGGGACUGCUAGAUGAUCUGAAAGCUAAAUCUGAAGGGCAGGCGGAGGAGCUGAAGAAACUUCAGUGUAAACUGGAGCAGCAGGCUCAGACUUCAGCACGUGAACAGGAAAACUUAAAGAAAACACUUUCUGAUGCAGAGACCAGAAAUGACAGAUCUCAGAAUGAACUCCAGAAACAGAAACAAGAGUCAGAGAGGCUGAGCAACAGGGUGACGGUGCUAGAGAAGGAGAGCCAAGAGUUGAAAUCCAACCUCUCUGCGAGUCAGAAUGAAUGUAAGGAACUGAAACGAGAACAUCAAGCUCUGCUGGACUGGAAGAAUGAGAAGGAGAGCUUAAUUAAUGAAACUGAAGCUGUGCAAAAGGAUCUCGCAGACAAAAUUACCAGCUUGGAGAGCAGUUUGGGUUCACUGAACGAGGCUAAUGAUGAACUUCAGAAGAAGCUCACGUGUGUAGAGGGAGAAAAGGCCAGUCUGUCUGCUCACAUUGAUUCCCUGAAGGGAGAACUCCUCAACAAGUGCACAGAUCUGGAGGAGAAGGCGCAUCAGUACAAGGAGCUUCAGUCUCAGUUCUCUGAGGCUGGACAGAAACACGCUAAAGACUUGGAGAACAUAGGAGUGCAGGUGGCUCAGCUUGAAGCACAGGUCAAAGAUCUGGAGUUGCGUUUGCAGAAGGAAAUCACUCGAGCUGAACUCGCUGAGAGGAUGAACACUGACCUGCAGGAUGAGCACAAGGCAACCUGUGAUCUGGUCUGCUCCAAAGAGCAGCUGGUACAGCUGGGGAGGGCUGAGAUCAGCCAGCUGAGGGAAAGCCGUGCUCAGACAAUUGCACAGCAGGAGGAGCAAAAUGCCAGGUUGGCAGAGGAGAAGGCAGACCUCCUAAAGCAGUGUGAAGAACGUGUUUCAGCAAAGGCUGAGGAGACUGAGCACAUCAAGCUGCAGUUAGAGGAGGCCCAGCAGGAGCUGCUGCUCACCAAAAACCAGAUCAGUUCCUUAGAGCAGUUCCUGAAGGUCCAGGAGCAACUGGGAGCAGAGCUGCAGAAACAAGUUAAGACAAUGACAGAGCGGGAAGAGGAACAAAUUCGGAUGUACAACAAAAAAUCAGAAGAACUCAGACAAUUAGAAAUGGACCUCAGUGAUCAGCGGAAACAAACAGAGGAGAAGGAGAAGCAGCUCAGAGAAGCUGAAGUUCAGAUAUCAUCUGUGGAGAAACAAAAAGCCGAGCUGGAAAAUGCAAUUCAAGAUUUGAAGAAAGAAGCAGAGAUCAUUCAGCACAGACAGACCGAGAAGAUCAGCAGCCUCCUGGAGCAGAUUUCAUCCUUAGAAGAAAAGGUGGAUGUGAACAAAGAUGCAGCGGAGAAGCUUCCAGUCUUGAAGAAUGAACUGGAUGUAGCCACUCAGUCCAACGCUGACCUUAAAAAGUCACUAGAAGCUCUUGAGAAGAAUCACUCCUCCACUAUAGAAAUUAAGUCUAACCUGGAGAGCACUCUGGCCGAGAAGAUGAAUCUUAUCUCUCCUUUGGAGAAUGAAGUAAAAGAUCUCACAGAGAAAAUGGGUAAAGAGUCAGAGCGUCACGCUUUGGAGAUUGAAAACUUCCUCAAAAAAGAGAAGAGCCUUGAUGAACAGCUCGAAGCCACAAAGAAAUCAGUCAGCGCUGCCAAAGCAGAGUCGAGUUCACGUCGGGAGGAGAUCCGGACCAUGAAGGCGACUCUGUCUGCAGCGUCACGCGGCUUGGAAGAGAGAGACAGCACCAUACAAGAUCUGAAGGAAAAGCUGAAUAAAGCUGAGGCAGAACAGACCAAAACCUCGGAACUCCUGAAGGAGAAGGUGGUCGCCAUGAAUAAAAUCAAGGUGCAGCUAGAGAUGCUCCAGAUGGACUUGGAGGACAACGAGACAGCCAUGACCUCCUUUGACAGUCAGGUGGAACAGCUUAAAGGAACUAUAGAGUCACUGGAGGCCAUGCUUGCUCAGAGCCAGACCCAGAUGUCUGAAAUGGAGGCCAUGCUGGAUGAGGGCAGAGCCCAGGUCUCUGUUUUGGAAGCCCGCUUAGAUGAGGUCCAGUCACAGAACUCACUCUUAGAGUCAAAGUAUGUCACAGCUAAGGAGGAGUUAUUUGAGAGAACCUGUGAAAUAACUCGUCUGGAAGAGGAAGCUAUCCGACGUCACGAACUGGAAGAGAGUGUUGCUACAUUAGAGGCUAAACUCAGUCAGAUGACACAAGACAACGAAAAGCUGGAGACAACUCUCAGGGAAACCAUUCAGGACAAAGAGAGCAGUCUAAGUCUGCUUCUCCAGGAGAAAAACAACCUCGAGUCUUCUCUGAAACAGCUAAUACACGACAGAGAGCAAGUCGAAGGUGAAAUGGUGCACGUAAAUGCAGAAAAGAAACUGCUCCAAGUCACUGUAGACGCACUGUCUGAGGAGAACAAACAACUGCAGUCUAAUAUUGAACAGGUAACUGAGGAAAAGCAGCAAACAGAAGCCAAGAUUAAUGAAAUAACUGCUCGGAAACAUGAGGCUGAAUCUGCCCUUAGUCAGCUCACUGAAGCAAAAGCCCAGUUAGACGAUAUCCUGAAAAAGACGAACGAAGAAAACGUUCAACUUGCAGAUGAACUACAUGCAUUAACUUCUGAGAAAAAUGACCUGGUUACUAAUUUGAAUCAAGUAGUAGAGGAAAAGGUUCAACUGGAAUUGAGCUAUAAUCAACUCUCUGAAGAAAACAUCAAACUACAGUCUAAUGUGAAUCAAAUAACUGAGGAGAAGCUGCAGUUACAGGAACUCAUAAAGGGGCAUGGAGAUGAGGUUGCUUCUCUCAGAGAGGAGAACGUGUGCAUCCAGCACUCCCUGCUGACCUCAGAACAGGAGCGCCAGAGACUGAAGGAGCAGCUUGAGCUGAUGGAGGAGAGGACUGAGGCGACGAAUAAAGAGCAGAGCGAGCGGUUUACAGCAGAGCAGGCUGAACUGCAGCAGAAGCUGGCGGGCUUGCAGAAGGAGCUGACUGUGUUUAAGCAACAGUAUGAAUCACUGCUGGAACAAGUGGGCCAGCAGCACAGCCUCAUUCAGCAGCUGUCAGAAUUCAAGAGCCCAGCAGACAGAAACAACAUGGAGGAGGCAGAAACUGAUGCUGAAGCAGCAGCCGAGAGUCAGGUAGAACCAGCAGUUAAUUCAAGCCUCUGCACCAGUUCGGAGUCCCUUCCAGUAGAGGGGGAACUUAUGGUGUCUGAACCGACUGAAUUUCCUGAUGCUUUCAGCGAGGCCAAGCUGGUCUUUAAGGUGGAUGCCACCGAGCAGGAGGUGACGCAGGAACAGUCAGAGGAGGGCAGGGAGGCGUUUGUAGCAGAUGUAGAGGAAACAAAGACGAAUGAGGAGGAGCAGCUACUUCCUGAACAGGUUUCUGAAGAAAGCUCCGACUCCAGAGAUGUUCUUGUAGAUGAGCCUGUAAUCUAUGACGUGUCUCCACAACCUUCCUCCUUCAGUGAGAAAAGAGACACGAAAUCGUGUGAGUCAUCCCUGGUAAAUGAUGAACUCGAACGUUACAAGGAAAUUAUCAGAAAACAAGAAAAUGAGCUUGAGACUCUGUGCUCAGAGUUCGACCUGCUGAGCUCUGACCUGGAACUGAGAAAGGAGCUGACCUCUGAACUGGAAGUCCAGGUUCAAAACCUGGAGCAGAAAGUUCAUGCUGCAGAGGAAGAAGCCCACAGUGCAGCCUGUCAGCUGAAAAUUGCUUUGGAUUCAAAGAAAAAUCUUUCUGAUGAGCUGACCCAGCUGUCCGAGGAGAAGGAAACUUUAACUCUACAGCUACAAACCACUAAGUGCCAGCUGACUGAUGUUAUGGAGAUGCUGGAAGGACUUGAGAUGGCCAAAGGUGGAUGGGAUGAGAAGUUUCUUCAGCAAGAGAGCGAGCUUAAGAGGGUUCGCUCGGAGAAAGCUAACCUGGAACAGCACAUCCUGGGAAUGGAGUCUGAACUGGAGACUAUGCAGGCUGAGGGCGCCAGACUGAAGGGUGAGAUGGAGACUCAGAGGAGGACUUUUUCAGGCAUGGAGCAAAAGAUAGAAACACUCAUUACUGAGACAACUCAGCUGAGAUCUGAACUGGUGUCUUGCACUGAAGAGCGAGAUGAGUUGAGCCAAUCCUUGAGCCACUGGAGGGAGAAAGUUCACAGUCUGGAGAAAAAUAAUUGUGACACAAGAAACCUCAUUUCCAUCCUGGAGGAUGACAUCAGAGCAGGAAGGAAGGAGUAUGAAGCCCUUCAAAGCAGCACAGACAAACUGAAGACAGAGAGGCAACAGCUGGUGGAGCAAGUUAAAGAGCUAGAGCAGACAAUCUCCCAGCACUGUGGAGAAAGAGAGGAGCUGAUUGGUCAUCUUAACCAGAUAAAAGAGGACCACAGUUCCUCCAGUCAAAACACAGAGUCCAUGGCUGGAAAGAUAAAGGCUUUAGAGGGAGAAGUGUUUCGCCUUUCCCAGUCUUUAGAGUCGUCUCUAUUAGAGAAAGGAGAGAUUGCCUCUCGCCUGAAUUGCACCCAAGAUGAGGUCCAGCAGAUGAGAACUGGUAUCGAAAAACUCCAAGUCCGCAUUGAGUCGGAUGAGAGGAAGAAAAAGAAGAUGGGAGAGCUCCUUAAAGCCGCCCAGAGAAGGUCUGACUCACUGCAAGAUCGCAUUGAUUCCCUGGAGCGAGAGAAGGAAGAUGUAGAGCAAAGUUUAGAAGAAGCAGUGCUGCAGGCGGAAAUGGCUAAAGCUGAGCUGGAGGAGGAAAGGAGAAUGGUGGAGGAAGAGAAAAAAGAGCUUAGUGCGAAAAUCUCUGAGCUCUCUACCACUCUGGAAAAUUUGAGAUCUGAGAAAGAACACAUGGAGAGACAGCUGGAAAUAAAAAACAAAGAAAUCGAGGAACUGAAGGCAGCUAAGGAGGAGCUGGAGAGAGGACUGGAGAAGGCAGAGGCAGAAAGAAAGGAGGAAGAGGAAAGACAGAAAUGCAGAUUAGAAGAACUGGAGAAAGAGAUGAAAGGGGAAGCAGAGAGACAGAUUAGAGUGUUGGGUGACCUCCAAGCACAGCUGGAAGCCUCUCGGCAAAGAGAAAUUUCACUUGAACAAAAGGGCACAGAAGAGGAAGCAGAGAAAGAGAGGAUGCAGGCUCUCCUGGUGCAGUUAGAGGAGGAGAAAAAACAUCUGCUGAAUUCACUACAGGAGUCACAGACAGAAGGAGAGAAGCUCCGCGCUCAUGGAGAGGAGUGGGAGACAGAAAGAAACAGCCUGAGGACCCAAACUGAAGCUCUGGAAGAAGAAAUAGAAGAGCUUAAAACACUCAUAAAAGCUACCGAGGACAAGAUGGAGGUUUUAGAAAAGGAGGAGGAGGAGGACAGAGAUCAGAAGCAGGCCUUGGAAAGAUCCGUCUCCUCUCUUAUGGCAGAGAAAGAACAGAUCGAGGGAGAAAAUGGACGACUUCUACAGGAAAAAGAAGAACUGCGCACAGCUCUUUUAUCAUUAGAACAAGAGAGAGAUAAGCUGCGCUCCUCUCUGUUAUCUGUAGAAGAUGAAAAGGAGAGAUUAGAUCAGGAGAGAAGUGUGUUAGCCAGCGAGAGAGAAGAGCUUCAGUCGAGUCUCUCCUUGUUAGAUAAAGAAAAGCACGACUUGCAGCAAAAGCUCUCUUUCUUAAAUCAAGAGAAGGAGAGAGAGGAGGAGGAAAAGCAAAAGAUAGAAGCUGAAAAACAGGAACUGAAGUCUUCUGUGUCUUUGAUGGAAGAAGAAAAAAAGAACCUGUCUUCAGCUCUGCUUUCACUGGAACAAGAGAAGGAGAAACUCGCAGAAGAGCACGAGCAUCUUAAGACAGCAGUGACCUCUAUGGAGAAGGAGCUGGAAACACACAAAGUGUCCGUCUCACAACUCAGUGAACAGGUCUCAGAGUUAACAUCGCGUGCCGCUCGUCUGACUAAAGACAAAGACUCUGCCCUGAGCAAGAUGAGUCUUUGGAUGAAGACCUGCAAACAGCUGGAGCAGGAGAAGGAAAUGAUGUUAAACGGCUCAGGGGCAGGGAAGAGCAGUGAGGAAGGGCAGACUGAGCUGACCCAGCUGAGGAAGGAGGCAGAGAAACUAAAGGAAGAAGUGGAAAACCUAAAGUUAGCCUUGGAGCAGAAGAUGACGGAGGCUGAAGAAAGACUGACGGAGUCUCAAGAAAAAGACCAAGAGGUGAACAAACUUAGCGCUGCACUUGAUGGAAAGAGAAAGGAAUUAGAGGAGAAGGUUAAAGAGCUGGAGGAGAUGAAGACUGAGUUGGAAGAAGUGAACAAACUUCUGGAGGAGAAAAGCAAAGAGGCAGAUGAGAGCAUGGAGAAAUACUGCAGCCUGAUGCUUGAGGUUCACAAACUGGAAAAGACCAACGAGGCACUGAAAACCCGACUGGAGCUGAUUGGUGCUAGCCAAAAUGCUAAUGACAGCCACUCCAGCAGCACCGAAGGCCGCCAGCGUUCAGGGAGGAAGUCUUCCACCAGACAUCAGGAAAUAAAAAUCGACAACAAUACCGAAAACAUUGCUCCUUCGACUACUCAGAGAUCUCCCCCGGGCUCAGGGAAACGAGGUCACCGUGAAAUCAGCAAUCGAGACAGCGCCCAGGAGGCCCUACACAAUGUGACAAAGAGGAUCAAAGCCAACGCCACGACCACACCCAAAUCAAGACCUGAACAGGAAGAUGAAGAGUUCAGACCAGAGGGACUUCCUGAGUUGGUACAGAGAGGUUUUGCUGAUAUUCCUCUGGGGGAGGCCAGUCCUUUCAUCAUCAGGAGAACCACAGUGAGGCGCUGCAGCCCUCGACUGGCUGCCAAACAAACUACAUCUGAUGGCAACGGUUUGGGGCCCAUACCUCUGCAGAGUCCCUCUGCUGUUAUGGCAACAGACACUGCGAACAGGAAGUGUUCCCCGAGUUCUCAGAAGACACCAGAAAAACAACUAAGAGAACAAACAGAGCAAGGAGACAACUGUCAUGUUCAGUAGAUCAGCCUGGACUUGCACGUACACAGCCUUCCACUUAGAAACACACACAUGUACGUCACAAAAUGUUAGUGAUCCAUGUUUGUAAAGGUACACGGAUCUUUAAAGACACGCUUAUUUUAAAGGUAUACUCCUUCCUAAAAUGCACUUUUCCUUUUGGGUUUGCGGGGCUGUGAGUCGCAUUUGCUGGUAAAUGUUUUUCUGCCAGAACUUUAUAACAUUAAAUUACUUCCUAGGUGUUGUUCUCUUCAGGUUGCUCAAAAAACAAAGCACUAACUCCAGUAAGGUGUCGAGGCAGUUUAAUAUGUACACAUGCACUGAUUGUCUUUGUAGAAAUGUUCAUUCCUGUCAUAUCUUCUUCCCUUUUUAUCUUCUAACAGUUUUCUCGUGGAACUUACUUAUUUUCUUUUGUACUGUUCUUUAUGUUUGUAGAUAAAUAUUGUUUUAUGUCUUUUAUUAUUCUGAAUGCUGUAUCUAUAGUAAAUGCACCUGUUUCAUUGAUCUGUCUUGUAAAAAGCUGAAUGCCAGUGGCAGCUAAGAUUUUCUAUUCCAAAAUUAGAACAAAUAUGAAAACAGGUUUUUGACUCCUUUUCUUGCUUAAUAAUCUUUGUUUCUCUUUUUUAGACUUAGGUCUUAUUGACCAGUGUGAAUAGUUAGCAAUGCAUAAUGGCUUUUUUACUAAAUCAUUUUUAC
This is a messenger RNA of Pelmatolapia mariae (spotted tilapia), 9284 nucleotides long. RefSeq names its product centromere protein F (gene cenpf). The record is from RefSeq and is a predicted model, not a curated record. Gene Ontology annotation, molecular function: protein homodimerization activity; microtubule binding; transcription factor binding. NCBI's taxonomy places the organism in Eukaryota, Metazoa, Chordata, Actinopteri, Cichliformes, Cichlidae. Gene Ontology annotation, cellular component: nucleus; spindle pole; chromosome, centromeric region. The coding region runs from base 60 to 8594 and encodes 2844 amino acids. The transcript has 38 exons. Gene Ontology annotation, biological process: regulation of G2/M transition of mitotic cell cycle; metaphase chromosome alignment; mitotic cell cycle.